AUGAGUGAGAAACCGAUCGUUAUUGUCGAAGCCGGCAUAUCUGGCCUCUCUGCUGCGCGUCUUCUUAAGCAACGUGGAAUGCCGUGCGUCGUUUUCGAGCAGUCUACUCAGGAGAAGAGCCAGGGCUACGCCAUUACUGUCCGCGAUUGGGCUUUCGAACCCCUACUCGAUGGAAUCGGAGGUGUUUUGGUCAGUGAUUUCCAAAAGGGCGUGGCUGUUGAUAGAGAACUCGGAGGUACUGGCUGGGUAGACUUGACGUUCCGCAACAACGGGACUGGCGAAACUCUUUUCAAUCCUCAAAAGUCUCAGAAAAGCAACAGAGUCUCUCUGUUCCGGGCUAACAGGAGUGUUCUGAGAGACUGGUUGGGCAGAGGAGUGGAUAUACGAUAUGGUUACAAACUGAAAGCGAUUGAAGGGGGGCCGGGCAAUGUCAAAGCCAUCUUCGAGAAUGACGAAGAGAUUGAAGGCUCCAUGUUGAUAGCUGCAGAUGGAGUAAAUUCUGGUGUUCGUCAGUCUCUGCUCCCAAAAGUUCAAGUUCAAUCGCCACCAGUGAUUCUUUUCCACGGAAAAAGGCGAAUGAAAGUGGCAGAAUGGCAUGAACUUUGGAGCACUCACAUCGGCGAGUCCACGAUCGGCGCAGGAGUUGGCGAUAAUUUCAAUACGUUCGUGACGGUUGCGAACGCCACCAAAGAAGGGUCGAUCGAUCUGGAUUGGACAUACUCGCGCAGUCAAAAUGGUGAAAGCGACCCAUUGUGGAUGCCAGAUCGCGGUGAGAUGCUGAAGGUGCCUCAAAAUCUUUUGAAAGAAAUCCGGAGCAAAGACCUUGUCCCACCUUUCUCGAUAUUGGUCAAUGCCGAUGACAUAAAGAAAAGCAAUGUCUACAAUUGGCGCAUCUGGGCACUUCAAGUGCAGAGAAAAGAGCUAGACAAGGCCGCCAAAUUGGGGGCCGUGUUCAUCGGUGAUGCUGUUCAUGCUAUGCCAAUCUUUGGCGGCGAGGGUGGUAAUCAUGCUAUUCUUGACGCAGUGGAGCUCGUUGCAACGAUAGCUGAGAAGAAAGCUGGCUUCUCUGAUAUCAAUGUCACUGACAUCACCCAAAGCUUCUAUGAUGUAGCAUAUCAAAGAGGACAAGGAGCUGUAAAUCGCUUCCUACAGCGGUUUUCGCAAUUUCAUCAGCCAAUGGGUAGUUGGAAGAAGAUAGUGGAGAUGGCAACAAAGAGCGGAAAUAGCUCGAGUGAGACAGUGUAA
Bipolaris maydis ATCC 48331 is the source of this 1245-nucleotide messenger RNA. RefSeq lists its product as uncharacterized. The record is from RefSeq and is a predicted model, not a curated record. NCBI's taxonomy places the organism in Eukaryota, Fungi, Ascomycota, Dothideomycetes, Pleosporales, Pleosporaceae. Gene Ontology annotation, molecular function: FAD binding.